Messenger RNA from Acanthopagrus latus (yellowfin seabream), 2860 nucleotides. It is a transcript of the gene klhl18, whose product is annotated as kelch-like family member 18. The transcript is spliced from 10 exons. The record is from RefSeq and is a predicted model, not a curated record. NCBI's taxonomy places the organism in Eukaryota, Metazoa, Chordata, Actinopteri, Spariformes, Sparidae. Gene Ontology annotation, molecular function: protein binding. The coding region runs from base 68 to 1792 and encodes 574 amino acids.
CGAGCCUCCUGUCUGUGUACGGCGGCUCGGAGGGUCACUCCGCGCCGCUCCGCCGCUCCUGCUGACGAUGGGAGACGUUCUCUGUGAAGAGCUCGAGGAUUUAGUUCAUUUCUCAGUGCACGACCUGCCGGCACGAGGCUAUGUCGUCAUGGAGGAGAUCCGACGUCAGGGCAAACUCUGUGAUGUCACGCUCAAGGUUGGAGAUCACAAGUUCAGCGCUCACCGGAUCAUUCUGGCGGCCUCCAUCCCGUAUUUUCAUGCCAUGUUUACCAACGACAUGGUGGAGUGCAAACAGGAUGAGAUCCUGAUGCAGGGCAUGGACCCCAGUGCUCUGGAGGCUCUGAUAAACUUUGCGUACAGCGGCCAUGUAGCCAUCGAUCAGCAGAAUGUUCAGUCUCUUCUGAUUGGCUCGAGCUUCCUGCAGCUUCAGAACGUGAAAGACGCCUGCUGCUCGUUCCUGCAGGAGAGGUUACACCCGAAGAACUGUCUGGGUGUGCGUCAGUUUGCAGAGACCAUGAUGUGCACAACUCUGUACGACUCGGCCAACAGCUUCCUCCAUCAGCACUUUGUGGAGGUUUCUGUGUCCGAAGAGUUUCUGGGUCUGAGGACAGAAGAGGUGCUGGAGCUGGUCGGCUGUGACGAACUCAACAUUAAAGCGGAGGAACAGGUCUUUGAGGCGGUCCUGGCCUGGGUUCAUCAUGACCGGGACCAGAGGGAGUCUCUGCUGCCUGAGUUGCUGUCAAAGAUCAGACUUCCUCUGUGUCGACCUCAGUUUCUGUCAGACAGAGUCCAGCAGGAUGAGCUGGUUCGCUGCUGCCAUAAGUGCAGGGAUCUGGUGGAUGAAGCCAAAGAUUUUCACCUGAUGCCAGAACGUCGUCCUCACCUGCCGUCCUUUAAGACGAGACAGAGGUGCUGCACAUCCAUCACAGGACUCAUCUAUGCUGUGGGAGGACUCAACAGCUCAGGUGACUCCUUAAACGUGGUUGAAGUGUUUGAUCCAAUCGGGAACUUCUGGGAGCGCUGUCAGCCAAUGAGGACAGCUCGCAGCAGAGUGGGCGUGGCUGUAAUUAAUGGACUACUAUACGCCAUUGGUGGAUAUGACGGCCAAUCGCGGCUCAGCACCGUAGAGGUUUACAACCCAGAGACAGACAGCUGGACACGUGUGUCAAGCAUGAACAGCCAGCGCAGCGCCAUGGGAACAGUUGUGAUUGACGGACACAUCUAUGUGUGUGGCGGCUACGACGGAAAAUCAUCUCUGAACUCAGUAGAGUGUUAUUCUCCAGAGACCGACAGGUGGACGGUGGUGACAGAGAUGAGUGCAAGUCGCAGUGCCGCCGGUGUGACUGUGUUUGACGGGCGCAUCUUUGUCUCUGGUGGCCAUGACGGUUUACAGAUCUUCAACACGGUGGAGUACUACAACCACCACACUAACCGCUGGCACCCUGCAGCGGCCAUGUUGAACAAGCGUUGUCGUCACGGGGCUGCAGCUCUGGGCAGUCACAUGUAUGUGGCGGGGGGGUACGACGGCUCAGGCUUCCUGAGCGGGGCCGAGGUGUUCAGCUCGGCGUCGGGUCAGUGGAGCCUCCUGGUGACGAUGAACACGCGCCGCAGCAGAGUGUCGCUGGUUGCUACGUCAGGACGCCUGUAUGCCGUGGGCGGUUACGAUGGCCAGUCCAAUCUCAGCUCGGUGGAGAUGUACAACCCCGACACCAACCGCUGGACCUUCAGGGCCCCCAUGGCCUGCCAUGAGGGGGGGGUGGGGGUAGGCGUUAUCCCGCUGCAGCCCGCCUAAACCCACCAAUCAGAGGCUGUGGAUUGACACAUUACUUUCAGCUGUAGGCGGAGAGGCGGUGCCCUUCGCUGGCGUUGACUGAGCUUCAUCAGUACAACGGCCGGCUCAGACCUGCACACUCGUGCCAGGGCUGUGAGAUGUGGGUACAAACUGUAGGGCUAGCCUGUGCAGGCUAGCUGCUAGCGUUGUGAACUGUUUAAUGUUAAAUGUUGAUUUUGUACGUGAUUCAAACGACCAACAGGAAGUCGCUUCCUCUGUAAAACAAACAAAGAAACAAAGCUGCUGAUUAGAGACACGAUGAGCGACUUCACUGGACUGAUUUAUUGAUCAGCUGUUAUCAGAGAGUGUGAUUGACAGGCGGGGAGUGAAGCAGACGUCUGUGUUUUUUAUACUGAGAACCUUUAAUGAGCUGCGGUCCACAGGGACGUCUCUUAGCGCCCCCUGCAGGCCGCUGACCGGCCUGUUCGCUGUCACACUGCUGCUGUCACUGUCAAACUUUUGUUGCUAAUCUGUUGCUAACAUGCAAAUACCAACAUAUAGGCCUGAUUGUGAACCAAUGAGAUGACAGAAACAAUUAAAUCCAUCCGGAAAACAAAGAGCCUCUAAGAGCUUGCCAGUGUGCUGUGUGAUGUCACACAGGUAGGUCCUGCUGCUCUCUGACACACCUGCUUUAAACUGCAUCUGUUUACAUUCAGCUUGUGCUGAAUGAGCUGCCAGCUGCUCCUGUUUGCACUGUACCCAUGAAUGUAAUAGAUUACUUUGAAAAAAACUAAAAGCAUGAAGAUUCUCAGGGGAGAUCUGCAGAGUCUUCUUCUCUGAUUUCCAAGAGGCUCCUCAUACCUGGUGUUGCCCUCCACCAUGAGUAAUAAACUGGUCGACAGUUAAAUGGAGGAGCAGUGUGUGUGCGUGUGUGUGUGUGUGUGUGUGUGUGUGUUGACAGCAGUGAACAUGUGCAGUGUGUCCUGAUGGGGGCGCUACAGGACAGUUGACAUGUAAAGGUUCAUCCUGUGAGGAGCAGCUGUUGUGUUCAGUAUGAAACAAUAAAGACUGAUGAUUAAUUAGGAUUAA